Molecule: messenger RNA, 993 nt
Organism: Pectinophora gossypiella (pink bollworm)
Lineage: Eukaryota; Metazoa; Arthropoda; Insecta; Lepidoptera; Gelechiidae
Exons: 1
Coding region: 1-993 (330 amino acids)
Source: RefSeq, a predicted model, not a curated record
AUGGUUCAGUGCGACAGGUGUGGCGACAGCGUGCAAGACUAUGUUCAGUGCAGUAGCUGCAAGAAAGUUUUUGAUUAUCCAUGCUCAGGAAUUACUGAACAAGGAUUUCGCAAACUUGGUGCGGAUCGUCAGGCUGUAUGGAAGUGUCCGAGCUGUAAGCAAGGAACUCCAAAGGUUGGCAGAGCGUCCAAGCCCAUUAGUGAAACUUUGAAAGCGACCAGCGAGUCUGCGACCGGACCUUGCGGUUUGUGCAUUACAUCACCUACACCUACGCAGCGUACGCCGGUGACCCUGGAGCAGGUAAUGGCUGAACUUAACAGUAUUAAAAAAACGCUAGCUCCCCUCUUGAAUGUAAUGGAAGGUAUUCAAGAGAUUAAAAACGAGAUCUUAGAGACCAAAACAUCUGUAAGUGAAGUGUCAUCUAAACUUCAAUCUCUUAAGGAGAGGCUUCUAGUUGUCGAAAGGGCUCGGGAUGAUGCAACAAAAUUGGAGGAUCGUAUUUCUCGGAUUGAAGCGGAUGUCAAUGAGAGGAACCAAUGGACGCGGCUAAAUAACAUUGAAAUCAAGGGUGUUCCUAUAAAAGAGCGUGAGAACCUACUUGAAAUUGUGUCCAAGUUAGGUGCUAAAAUAAUGUAUCCUGUCGCUAAACAGAAUAUUAAUUUUGUAACCAGAGUUCUAUCGCAGAAUAAUAAGUCAAAGCCGAUCAUAGUUUCAUUUGUAAAUAGGUAUUUUAAAGAAGAUUUUGUAGCGGCUGCUCGUCAAUUUAAAAAACUCUAUCCUUGUGAUAUUGGACUCCAGGGCUUAUCUCAGAUCUUUGUAAAUGACCACCUUACCGUGCAGAACAAAAUGCUGCUUACAGACGCGAAGAAGAUUGCUAAGGAGCAUAACUACGAAUACGUCUGGGUAAAAAACUCGAAGAUUUUUGCAAGAAAAAACUCAAGCUCGAAAGUGAUUGCCAUAAAAGGAUUGAAAGACUUGGACAAAAUUCAUUAG